AUGGAGGGCACUCGAGUGUUUGUGUCUGGGCUCCCGCCGUCGCUGACAAGUGACAAGCUGCGGAAUCACUUUGCUCAGCGGUUCGAGGUUACAGAUGCUCAUGUUAUUCCCAAUCGGCGGAUCGGUUUCGUGGGGUUCAAGGGACCGGAUCUCGCUGAAAAUGCCGUCAAAUACUUUAAUAAGACGUUCAUCAACAUGUCGAAGAUAUCCGUGGAAAUGGCUAGACCUGUAAGCCUUGAAGGACUCAAUGGAAGAAAGCUGACCGCAUCGUUUUCAAAGGUCGAUGCCGAUAACUCGGAUGAUUUACGUGCCAGGUAUAGAAAACAUUUAAAUGCUAAGAAGGAUCCCCCUUCUCUCAAGCGGAAACGUGACACACAGGAUACAGAGGAGGAUGAAAAACUGCAAGAAUACCUGACUGCUAUGCAGCCUCCAACGAAGUCUCGGACGUGGGCCGAUAGCGGUGCAAUUCCAACUGCACAUCAAGAGCAGAAGCCUGCAACUGAUGCUGCAAAGGAGCCCACUGAAGGCGAAGACGACGUUGAGAUGCAUAAUGUUGAAACUGCAGUCACCGAUAUCCCCGUAACAGAACAAGAGGCCAAAUCCGAUGAUGUGGAUGCGGUGAAUGUAAAUGAGAAUCCAGUACAACAGAACGACGAUGACUGGCUACGAUCUAAGACAUCCCGUCUCCUGGGGCUCCUUGAUGACGAGGAUGAGAUGGCAGCUGAAACUUGGAAAGGCAAGCCAUUGGAAAAUGCAACGGAUCAGCCUCCGGUUCCUGCCAAAAUUCCCAGUACAAAAGCUGCCGUUGAAGAGGGAGAGAGUGUGCCGGAGCCUCCUCCUGACGCUAAUAUUGAAUCUAUCCGACUCACCGGACGACUAUUUAUACGGAAUCUACCUUAUAAUGCAUCUGAGGAUGAUCUAAAUGCCACGUUUUCUCGUUUUGGUAAAAUUGAGGAGGAAGAGUAUUUUAGUAGAUGCCUCUUUAAUCUGAUGACUGUAUCCUUUCUUAUUGCAGCUAUCAACUAUUGCAAAGGUUUUGCCUACAUUCAAUAUGUAGAAAGUGACGCCGCAAUUGAAGCAUAUAAGCAAUUAGAUGGGAAAGACUUCCAAGGCCGUCUGAUGCAUAUAUUGCCUGCAUCGUCAAAGAAAACGUAUAAGCUCGAUGAAUUUGAGAUCUCGAAGCUCCCUUUGAAGAAGCAACAGCAAAUCAAAAGGAAAGCUGAGGCAGCUUCAUCAACUUUCAGUUGGAAUUCUCUAUACAUGAACACUGAUGCAGUAAUGGCCUCCGUAGCAGACAGGUUGGGAGUCUCAAAGUCACAGCUUUUAGACCCCACCUCCUCGGAUGCUGCUGUGAAGCAAGCUCAUGCAGAGACUCAUGUUAUCCAGGAAACCAAAGCCUAUUUCAGUGCUAACGGUGUUAACAUAGAGUCCUUCAAGCAACGUGAAAGAGGAAACACUGCUCUCCUAUUAAAGAAUUUCACAUACGGGGUAUCAUCUGAAGACAUUAGAAAGCUCUGUGAACCCUUUGGACAGCUAACACGGCUUCUUAUGCCACCAAGUGGCACCAUUGCUAUAGUUGAGUUUGCUAUGCCCGAUGAAGCCCUAAGGGCAUUCAAGGGCCUUGCCUAUAAGAGAAUAGGCGACUCAAUUCUCUAUGUAGAGAAAGCUCCCAAGAACCUGUUCGAGGGUGGCCCUCCAGUCACAAUGCCGUCCUUACUAAACCAGAAAGUCGUCUCCCAAGGCUUUUCUACAUCAGAUACCUUCAAGGCAGAUGAGCCAGAGGCUCCCAUGGAGAGCGCAACGUUAUUCGUUCGCAAUCUUAACUUUAUUACUACUGAUGCCGGCCUGAGUGAUCUGUUCAGACCUCUUGACGGAUUCAUUUCUGCACAGGUGAAGACCAGACCAGACCCCAAGAAACCGGGUGAACGACUCAGCAUGGGCUUUGGCUUCGUGGAAUUUAAGAGUCGAGCCCAGGCUGAGGCAGCUCUCAAGGCUCUCAACGGGUAUAAGCUUGAUCAGCACGAGCUUGUCAUUAAACCGUCUCACAAGGGCAUGGAUGCAGCUGAGCAACGACGAAGAGAAGACAAUGCAAAGAAGGCCUCCGCCAAACGAACCAAGAUCAUCAUCAAGAACUUGCCCUUCCAAGCCACCAAGAAGGAUAUCUGGUCUCUGUUCGCGGCGUAUGGCCAGCUCCGAUCUGUCCGUGUGCCGAAGAAGUUCGACCGGACUGCCCGGGGUUUCGCAUUUGCCGACUUCGUCAGCUCAAGGGAGGCUGAGAAUGCAAUGGACGCGUUGCGCAAUACUCAUCUCCUCGGCCGACGGCUGGUUCUCGAGUUCGUCUCGGAAGAGGCCACUGAUCCGGAAGAUCAGAUCAAGGAGAUCGAGAAGAAGGUCGACGCGCAAGUGAACAAAGUCAAGAUACAGAAACUUAUGGGCCCUGGAAGGAAGAAGUUCCACGUUGACGCGGACCUUGAAGACUAG
Trichophyton benhamiae CBS 112371 is the source of this 2481-nucleotide messenger RNA. RefSeq lists its product as uncharacterized. The coding region runs from base 1 to 2481 and encodes 826 amino acids. Gene Ontology annotation, molecular function: mRNA binding. The transcript has 5 exons. Gene Ontology annotation, cellular component: ribonucleoprotein complex; cytoplasm; nucleus. The record is from RefSeq and is a predicted model, not a curated record. Lineage: Eukaryota; Fungi; Ascomycota; Eurotiomycetes; Onygenales; Arthrodermataceae.